Messenger RNA from Lithohypha guttulata, 561 nucleotides. RefSeq lists its product as uncharacterized. Gene Ontology annotation, cellular component: trans-Golgi network. The transcript has 2 exons. The record is from RefSeq and is a predicted model, not a curated record. Bases 1 to 561 code for a protein of 186 amino acids. Lineage: Eukaryota; Fungi; Ascomycota; Eurotiomycetes; Chaetothyriales; Trichomeriaceae.
AUGUCGGCUCUCUCCUCACCAACCGCCAUAUCCUCAUAUCCGAACCCUUCAGACUACCCGACGCAACAUACUAGGAGGUGCGGCGAUCAAGAGUCGCCGCCUUUGUCCAGUGCCUCCUCAAGUGCUUCGUCCGCGUCCGAAUCAGAGACCAAUUUUGAAUCAACUUUCAGACCAGUGUCCAGAAAGAGUCGCUUGGAAAGGCCAAGAAUGUCUGAAAGACAAAGAUCGUCCUCGAUUAUCAUACCAAAAGGCAAUGACACAUACCAAAGAGAAAAGCCAAUAUACCCACCUGAUGAUGCACGAGCAAUGAGCCCACGACGAAACAGCGCAGACCUGGAGCGUUUGGAGUUAGGCGUAAGAAGAAAGCUACAGGAUCAAGCACACACAUUACAAUCGUCGCUACAGGCAUUAGCUUCUAGGAUCGACGAAGUUCGACUCGACCACGACAGAUUAGAGAACGAGAAUCGCCUAUUACAAGAAUAUAUUGGCGGCCUGACCCGAUCGAUGUCGAAGGACAACAAUCUGGGACGAAGUUCUAGCACAAGGAAGGGGAAGAAAUGA